Panicum hallii is the source of this 612-nucleotide messenger RNA. RefSeq lists its product as uncharacterized. Bases 1 to 612 code for a protein of 203 amino acids. The record is from RefSeq and is a predicted model, not a curated record. The transcript has a single exon. Lineage: Eukaryota; Viridiplantae; Streptophyta; Magnoliopsida; Poales; Poaceae.
AUGGCGGUGGAUGAGCAAUUCGCUCAUUUUGUUGAGAUGAUCCAGAAGAUUCAUGUUAACUUCCCUUUGUUGGACAUAAUGCACGUACCAACAUACUCUUGCUACAUCAAGGACAUCAUCAACAAUAAGCGUCCGCUACCCACCACAGACAUUGUCAAACUCAGAGAGGAGUGUAGUGCAGCUAUACUUAACCAACAUCCUGAGAAGAAGAAAGACCCUGGGUGCCCGACGAUCACUUGUUCAAUCAGGACCCAGCACUUCGGCCAUGCCUUGUGUGACCUUGGGGCUAGCAUUAGCAUGAUGCCCAAGGUCGUCUUUGAUAAGCUAAACUUCACUCACCUCACACCAACUCUGAUGCAUCUCCAGCUAGCCGACUCUUCAGUUUGCUACCCAGAAGGGAUUGCAGAAGACAUUCCGGUGAGAGUCAGGAACUACUUCAUCCUUGUCGACUUCAUGGUGCUCGACAUGGAAAUAUCCAAAGAAACACCGCUCAUCCUAGGGCGGCCAUUCUUGAGCAGUGCCGGAGCACAGAUAGAUGUCGGAGCUGGAGAAAUCCGCUUCAACAUCAACGGCAAAGAAGAAAAGUUCCCCUUCCAGCCCAGGACGGAGUAA